AUGGCACUCUCUCCAGCCAGGCGGUCGACGGUGAUCGCCGUCCUCCUUCUGAUAGGUGCCAUCUGGCUCUUGCUACCCAAAAUCCUGCUGGUCGCACGCAUCUUCGGCCCACACAGCGGCGUCUCCCUGACACAGCCAGAGGCCCUCGCGUUGCACGAAAAGGACAAAAAGGAUCCCCGGGUGCAAGUUGUGCCCAAGAUCAUUCACCAGAUUUACCAUAACUGGGCCGAUCCGGGCAACGAGACACUGCCUGCAGACUGGGCUAAGCUGCAGGCGACUAUCAUUAAAUUGAACCCGGAGUAUGAAUACAAGCUCUGGAAUGACGAGACGUCGCGCACCUUCUUCCAGGAUGAAUAUCCAUGGUUUCUCCCCGUGUAUGACCAGCUACCAGAGAAAGUCCAAAAGGUUGACAUCUUGAAAUACUUCUUGAUGCGCCACUAUGGAGGAAUCUACAUUGACCUGGACAAUGGCUGUCAAACAAGCCUUGACGCACUGCUCUACUACCCCGUCUUCCUCACUGACGGCGGCUCAUGCUCGCUGAGCAAUAACAUCCUCGGUGCUACCCCAAACCACCCCUUCUGGGUCAUGUUCACCGACAAUUUGGCAUACUAUUGCCACGACUACUUCUUUCCCUAUGUAUCGAUCAGCUUGGGCGGUGGCCAGUGGUAUGAGAGCCUCAUGUGGGAGAUGUAUCACGACUUGAAGCCCGCCAACGACCCGCCCCUCACCAGGCUCAUGAUCGAUAACCACCCAGGUUACGAUGCCAGUGCAAUAUUCACCACCGGCAGGGGAGCCUCGUGGCAUAGCUGGGAUAGCCAGUGGUACAGCUGGAUGUGGGCGCACUGCCUCCAGGGACUGCUAGGCCUCACCAUGUUUGCCAUCGCCGCGGGGCUGAUUGUCAACUUUGCGAAUUCAGUCUUGGGCCAAAGGAAUGAGGAGCACUUUGACAAGGUGGCCUCGAACAUCUUCUCGGAGCCUUGGGUACGGGAACUCACCAAUCAAGUCUCGAAUGAGCUCCAAGAACAAGUGGCAUGGAUAAAAGGACGGAGUUCAUCGCUCAACACUGCCGAUCAAGAGACAAAGAUGCUCGAUUACGCCUGUGGCGAUGGGAUGGUCUCCAGAGCCCUGGCGAAAUAUAUCUCAAAAUCUCGUGGUAUCGACAUCUCAUCUGGCAUGGUUGCCCAGUACAAUGCGAGGGCCGCAAGCGAGGGUUACUCCCAAGACAAGAUGCAUGCGGUGCAUGGCGACCUCAUCACCGCAGACACAGCAGCAUCUGAUCACAUCAUCAACACGCCCGAGUACAAUGAUUUCGAUCUAGCAGUCAUUUCCCUCGCGCUCCAUCACGUCGAAAACCCACAGCAGAUGGUUUCCAAACUAGCCGAUCGACUUGCCGACGGAGGAGUGCUCUUGAUCAUCGACUGGGUGAGCCCCUCAGAGAGUGGCUGCCAGCCACUUCUACCACCGCCAGACAGUGAUGUGCAGCACACCGUCUCAAGAAUGGGCUUUGAGGAGAAGGAGGUGCGGGGAUACUUUGAGCAAGCUGGACUGAGCUCGAUAGGAUGGCGGUGGUGUUCCGAGAAGUCCAAGCUGCCAGAAGAGCUCGGCGGCCAGGCACAGCUGUUCAUGGCCCGGGCGGAGAGACCAAAGAAAUAA
Messenger RNA from Clonostachys rhizophaga, 1653 nucleotides. The record is from the annotation of a GenBank genome assembly. NCBI's taxonomy places the organism in Eukaryota, Fungi, Ascomycota, Sordariomycetes, Hypocreales, Bionectriaceae.